Messenger RNA from Oldenlandia corymbosa var. corymbosa, 1134 nucleotides. NCBI's taxonomy places the organism in Eukaryota, Viridiplantae, Streptophyta, Magnoliopsida, Gentianales, Rubiaceae. The record is from the annotation of a GenBank genome assembly.
CAGAAGUUCAACUUGUCGUAGAAGAGACUAAUUCAAUCUAUUUCCUCUUUAUUUUUUUUCUUUAAUAAUUUUUUUAAACUUUUUUAAUUAAUAACAAUGUGGAUUUAUGGAGGAAGACAUUACACCCAAUUGGUAAAUAUAAAUAUACCUGCUAAAUGAAUCAUCAGGUUCACGAAGGUUCUGCUUUCUUGAUUAACCAAGAAGAAGAAAUUUGAACUCAGUGAGUCGAAAUCGAUAAAAAUGGCGAACGAGCCAACUCGUAUACUGAUGGGGGUGAACGAAUCGACGAUCAAGGGAUACCCACAUGCUUCCAUAAGUAGCAGAGGAGCAUUUGAAUGGACUCUCAAGAAGAUCAUUCGCGACAAUACCUCUGGAUUCAGACUCCUUUUCCUCCAUGUUCAAGUUCCCGACGAAGAUGGUUUUGAUGACAUGGAUAGCAUAUUUGCAUCACCAGAUGAUUUUAGAAAUAUGAAUCGUAGGGACAAAAUCCGAGGAUUACAUCUGUUGGAGUACUUUGUGAACCGAUGUCACGAAUAUGGGGUUGCUUGCGAGGCAUGGAUCAAGAAAGGGGAUCCCAAAGAAGUUAUUUGCCAUGAAGUUCGACGCGUUAGACCAGAUUUACUUGUUGUGGGAAGCAGGGGACUUGGUCCAUUCCAGAGGGUAUUCGUAGGAACUGUCAGUGAAUUUUGUGGGAAGCAUGCUGAAUGCCCUGUCAUCACAAUCAAACGCAGUGAAGCUGAAUCUCCUCAGGAUCCAAUUGACGAUUGAUUACUGAUGUGUGUGUUAUAUGCUGUCCAGUUAGUAGAAGAAUGUCAUUGGUUUUUUAUUGCUUUUGGAUGAUGCAGUAGUAUAUCAUUUCAUAGCCUGCUUCUUCCCUUGUUUCCUUUGAUUUAAAGUUUCCCAUUUUCGAGGCAGCUUGUAGAAUAUGCUUGUGAAUAUUGAAUUGAGUUUGAAACAUCUAUGAAGUAGAGAUUGUUCUUGUUCUAGAAUCAACACCGCAGCUCUCCCAGAUUUGUUGUGUUCACCGAAAUUUGUUUUGGCAAACUUAUUAUGAGGGGAGUAGUUUUUCUUAUUUUGGCUGGUCAAUUUGGAGUUGUUGAAGAUUUUAUUUGUUAAUUACAUAAAGUCCUUUUU